This is a messenger RNA of Lactuca saligna, 855 nucleotides long. Lineage: Eukaryota; Viridiplantae; Streptophyta; Magnoliopsida; Asterales; Asteraceae. The record is from the annotation of a GenBank genome assembly.
AUGUUCCCAGCAAUCCGUGGAAAUGGUGCGAUACGACGGAAUUAUGUAUAUCCUCGUAUAGUGUGCUGGUUUCAUAUUAGGAGGUUAACUUGGACGAAAGUCUACGAUCUUUUUGAUGUAGAUCAGGACGAGGCGCAUCAACAAAAAAAAAAAAUGAUUGCCUCAGAUGUUGAGGCCUCUACUCCACAUUAUUUGUCAUAUAUUACUAGUCUGAAUUGUGAAUCUUCUGGAGUCCCUUCUUCUGUACGCUAUAACAUUAGAAAUGAUGUAAGGAAUGAGGAUAUGGUAUAUACUCCACAGAAAUCAAAUCGAGUUAACGAUGAUGAUCAUGUUGGUAAUCCACCAGAGUAUGAUUCUAGAAAACAAAUCGCGAAGGACAUGAAGAAGAAAAAAAAGGAGGUUGUUGCUAGCGACAUUGUGGAUACGGAAAAUCAUAUACCCAGACCUCCUGUUGUUAAAGAAGGUCGUCCAAUUAGGCAAUUGAAACCUUCUCAAUAUCUUAGUUCUCCUUACAUUUUGGUUCAAAAUGUCCCCCGAUAUCGUACAGGUGGGGUAAUACACAAUGAACAACCGCCCCCGUAUUUGUCAGCGAUCCCUCGACACUUUUAUUGGAGCCGUUUACUUUUCGAUAUGCAUCAACCCACAUCAUUGGUACUUCACGAGUUAUGGAUGGACACACUAUCAUUGAAUUUGCACGACAGCUUCCAAGUAUUUGGCGCCGUGAAGAUUAUUCAUUUUGUGCGCUUUGAAGAGCUUAUGGACCGCAUUCCGGUGGAAAUUGGGUAUUGGAACCACAUGGGUUUGCCUGUUCUGAAAGCAUCCAUCACUGUUGCGGAUGUUACGGACGUGCCCUAA